UCACCUCCUCCACCACCUAAACCCAAAAACAAUUGUUGGCAGCGCAACCGCCCGCAGCGACGAGGCGGAGGCGACCCGACCCGCGCAGCGGCGCCAGCGACAAGCAAGCCUGCGGCGGAAACCCUAGCAGCAGCGGCUGGAGCAGGAGGCAGAGCGUCCAAUGGCGGAGGACGGGGACAAGGCCGCGGCGUCUGCGGGGGAGGCAGGAGGAGGCGGAGGAGGAGGGAACGAGGGCGGCGAGGAGGAGAAGAGCGUCAAGCUCUUCGUGGGCCAGGUGCCUAAGCACAUGACCGAGGCCGACCUGCUCGCCAUGUUCCGCGAGGUCGCCGCCGUCGACGAGGUCACCGUCAUCAAGGACAAGGUCACCAAGGUCUCCCGAGGGUGCUGCUUCGUCAUAUGCCCGUCAAGGGAGGAAGCUGACAAGGCGGUGAAUGCCUACCACAACAAGCGCACACUCUCUGGGGCAUCAAGUCCUUUGCAAGUAAAAUAUGCUGAUGGAGAGUUGGAGAGGCUGGAACAUAAGCUUUUCAUUGGAAUGCUUCCGAAAAAUGUUACAGACACUGAGUUGACUGAUUUGUUUUCCAAAUAUGGGAAUGUCAAGGAUUUGCAAAUUUUGAGAGGUUCACAACAAACAAGCAAAGCUGGCUGUGCCUUCAUUAAAUAUCAAACAAAAGAUCAAGCAUUGGCAGCUAUUGAAGCUCUAAACGGGAAGCACAAAAUAGAGGGUUCUAGUGUGCCGUUGGUUGUCAAAUGGGCCGAUACAGAAAAGGAAAGGCAGGCUCGGAAAGCACAAAAGGCUCAGUUACAGCUAUCUAAUAUGCCCAGUGCAAGUCCAAUGCAGCAGUCUUCAGUAUUUGGAGCUUUACAGAUGGGAUAUAUGCCUCAAUACAAUGGAUUUGGCUAUCAGCCACCAGGGACAUAUGGACUUAUGCAGUACCCUUUAUCUCCUAUGCAAAAUCAAGGCCCCUUCCAGAAUAUGGUUCAACCUCUUAAUCAAGGGAACUCGAUAAGAGGAGUCAAUCCUGAACUGUCUCCCAGUUCAGUUCAAAGGUCCUUUGCAAUGCAGUUAGGGAGCCCUUAUCCUGCUAUCCCUGGUAUGCAGUAUCCUGGGUCAUAUCCUGGUGGUCCCAUGAACAAUCGUCCUUUUGGAAAUUCUCACAAUUCAAUUUCAAUUAAAGUUCCAAAUUCGAAUGCCAAUUCCGCCAUUUCUUCUAGUCCCAGCAGCAAUGCCGGUGGACAGGUUGAAGGUCCUCCUGGAGCCAAUCUAUUUAUUUACCAUAUCCCACAAGACUAUGGUGACCAAGAGCUUUCCAGUGCCUUUCAGAGUUUUGGUAGAGUACUAAGUGCUAAGGUGUUUGUAGACAAAGCAACGGGUGUCAGCAAAUGCUUCGGUUUUGUGAGCUACGAUUCUCCUACCUCUGCACAGGCAGCCAUCAAUAGGAUGAAUGGGUACCAAUUAGGCGGUAAAAAACUCAAAGUACAACUCAAGAGAGAAAACAACAACAAGCACAGUAAACCUUAUUGACAAAAAGGCAGCAGCUGUUAUGACCAUACCACGCCAUCCGGUCCUUGGUACAUAUUUGUCGGAUAAUUGACCGUCACCACAUUGUUUCCUCUGCUCCCCUACCCCCUCAGGCAGCUAGUGAGACCAGGGCCUGUGGAGAGACCGUGUACCCUCUUUUGUUCAAUUCACAUUCUUGGAGAUUCGUCACCUCGUGUAAUUCAUUGCAGCAGCCAUAGGCCGUAGCAGCAGUUUGUACCUUGAUCAGAAUCACUUGUACACAAAGACUUGCCGAUUCAUUUAAUUGUUACCUCCUCUAACUGAUAGCCAGUUUUCAUGCUAGAA
This is a messenger RNA of Sorghum bicolor (sorghum), 1846 nucleotides long. Its product is annotated as RNA-binding protein BRN1-like. Gene Ontology annotation, cellular component: cytoplasm; ribonucleoprotein complex; nucleus. Bases 161 to 1525 code for a protein of 454 amino acids. The record is from RefSeq and is a predicted model, not a curated record. Gene Ontology annotation, molecular function: mRNA binding. The transcript has 9 exons. Lineage: Eukaryota; Viridiplantae; Streptophyta; Magnoliopsida; Poales; Poaceae.